CAGCGGAAGACUCGUUUUCAUUAUCGGUUGAUAUUAUUUAGAUAAUAAUAAUAAUAAUAAUAAUAAUAAUAAAAUGUAUAUAAUAUUAUAAUUUUUUUUUGUGUGCGCACCGCGUCGUGUUUCGUGAUGCUGCCGCCGUGCGUUUUGUAUACCGUACGCUGUGAUUAGUGAUUAGUGUCUUGUACGUAUGUGUGUGUGUUACUGUGCGCGUGUUAUUACUUAUUUUUAAUUGCCACCGCAUUAUUAAUACGGUCCGGUCGACGAACAACACUACACACGAUAAUAAUAAUUAUUAUAUAAUGCCAUGAUGUACAAUAUUGUAUUGUAAUAUAUUAUAAUAUUAUGUACUUGUACACAAUAUACGUUUAAAAUUAUAAUAGUUUCGACGUUAAUUUCGUACGAUGCAUUGUCGGCGAUACUUGUUUUUAUCUUGCCGCUGUUGUCGUCGUCAAGUUUUUUAAUUUCAUAGUUACGCUCGUCCUUAUAAUAUUCACGUGUUAUGCGUUUGAUUAAAAUGCUAUAGAAUUAUCGUUUCAUCGCCUUCAAAUGGAAUCCAUUGGCCGUUCCACUAUCAUGGGUAGCAACACUAAUACUGCAGUGUCCAUUGCCAAUGCCACCUCGUCGGCCGUAGUUGGACUCUUACUGUCACAAGCUAGGCCUUCAGUGGCGACCAUUACAAGUAAUACAAAAACCAUUGGGCUGUGUCAUGACGGCAAUCAUAGAAUGCCGUUGCAACACUGCGCUAACGGUAGCAACAUCAUACAACAUCACCAAUAUCCUCCGAUACUAGUAGCACCAUCUCCGCCGACAUUGGUACCGCCAUCAUUGAUUCAUUCUACUCAGACUGGUUCAAUGUUACCUGCACCACCUCAGUUAAUGCUAUCAACAGCAACGGUAACAACAUCAGGAGUAAUACCACAAUUUCAACAGCACAAUGGACCUCAUCAAUUAGUUACUGCUGCUACUGCACCAGUGUCCGUUGCGUCUAUAGUCAUGCCCAAUUCAAACGUUACCACUGUUGGUAUGGCGUUGAGUCCCUUUGGUAUAUUACCACACGAACGUGUGGUACCACAUCAUACUCAUCAUCGUCACCAACACAGAAAAUUACCGGGGCCGCCGCCUUCUAAACCUAUUAUGGACACUAGUAACACUAGCGCCGCACAAAUAUUAACCGCACCAGUUAUCAAUUCACAACGUUUUUACAUUGAGCCUACUCAUCUCAGCAACAAAAUUAAACAAUAUGAUGUUCAGCCACAGCCACAGCAUAGAAUUAAAAUUGUCAAUAGCAUCUCAGAUAAAAGUCUGCCAGUGGUAUCCAGUGCGUAUGUUCCCCAACCAUAUGAACAACGUUACCAACCAAGAACUGCACCUCAACAAGUAGGUUAUUUGUCUGUUAUUACUCGUACAGCAGUACCAACGACAAAUGGUGUAAUGAAUGACAUAGCACCAAACAAUAAUUAUUACCAAGCACAGCCUAUACCAUUACAAUCAAAGACUUCUGAUAAUCAUGAAAGACAAUAUUACCAUUUUGAUAGUACAGUUUCGGCUAGUCAAACACCUCAACAGCAAUUAGACAAUAUUUUACUAAUGGGGACUCCAGUUCAACGCGGUGAUCCUAUGCAUAUUGUUAAAAAUUUACAAUCUAUGCAGACUGAUAUUGAUUGUUAUGGUGUUAAAAAAAUGAUUGACCAACAACCUAGAUUAUUGGCUACUGACAACGGUAAGACAAUAGCACCAACAAAUAUGUUAGGUAAUGGUAGUAAAUGUAUAAUAGAGCAUCAGCACCAACAUCUCCAGCAGUUACCUAAAUCUUCUGCGAUUGAUCCAUCAUCGUCUUACAAUGGUCAAUAUUUCAAUAGACGUCAGCCACCACCUGCACAUCUUCAUCAGCAUCAUAAUCAGCCACAUUUACAGCAACAUGUUGUUACUGGUAAUACCAAAAUGUUACCUACACCUACAUCUUUAACUGUUGUUUCUGCUAAUGGAAAUACAUAUUUGGAUGUACAGCAGCAUCAACGCCAUCAUCGUUGGAAUUUGGACCAUCAAAAACCACCCAUUGUAUCAACUUCAUCAUGUUUUACGGGAAACAUUUCCUCUGGGGUAUUUCAUCAGCCACCGCUGCAUCAACACCAUCAUCAACAGUACAACAAUACAGUUCAAACAUUUAAUGUUCAACCACCACCAUCCAACGUUCAUCUUCAACAUCAACAUAUCUCACAGCCAGCACAUCACAAUAAUUUUACUGUGUCAUCAGUAAAUCCAACAUAUUAUAGCCCCACAACUACAAUGGUAUCACCUAUUGUGACUUCUGUCACCACUACCAGCCCAUCAUUAUCAUUGUACAAUCGAACCCAAAGUAAUAAUCAAAGACAACAUACUAACAUUUUUCAAGACUUCACCAAUAAUUUGCAAGGUGAGAGUUAUGUUGUAAACGAUGAUAACAGAACAUCAUCUUUACCAAAUGUUGUGGUCCCAAACAUUGAAGAGGAAUUGAGUCACCUUUGUGAUGACUCCAUUACUACUACAACUACUACUGACACAACUACUACUACUAGGGCUAAACUAUUAAAUAUCACUACUCAAAAACCUUCAUUUAUUGACAGUUAUAUCAAAUUUAUAAAUGGUGGUACAAGCAGUGCGACUGAUAAACCAGAAGAUGAAUGUAAUGAUAAAUCAAAAAAAUUAUUAAUACCACUAGCAUCGUCAUCACCAAAACCUAUAUCUAAGCCUUAUGUACCUUUACCAAAACCAAAGAUUUUACCAAUAGCUGAACAGACAUCAUCUCGUAAUGGUUCUGGUGAAGAUAUUAAGAAAAUAAAUAAUGUUACAACAACAACAGAUGAUGAUCCAAGAUAUUUUCCAUUACCUAAAACCUCAUCAUCAAUAGCCGGUAUAAGUGAAGACAGAAGUGAUGGCAGUAAUGGUGAAAACAGUUGGUUGUCAGCAGAUGACGAACACGAUCAAUGGUGGAUAUCUUCUUCAAAAGCACCAAGCAGUACAGCAGCAACAUCAGUAAUAAAAAAUAAAGUAAAUGUCAUAAGCAAAAAAAAAAAAAAUAAUAGCACCAUGAAAAAAAAACGAACAAACUCUGUCAUACCAACUAAAAAACAAAAAACACAUCAUGUGCAACAGCCUACAAGACAGUUGUCUCAUCGAUUGGCUAAAGAAAAAACUCAACAAUUGCUUAGCCGUUUAAAUGGUGAAUUGGAUCUAGAUGAUAAUGAUGCAUUAUCAGAUACUGAUUCUGAUGUUGAUCCAGCUUGGAUACCAAACAAUGACGAUAAUGAUGCAUCUAAAAGUUCCAACUCAAUCAAUAGUCGUCAUAAAAAGUACUCAAAAGAGCGACGUUCAAAUAUUGGUCAUCCACCAUCAACCUCAUCUAAAAUCAAUAAUAAUAACAAUGAUAAUGAUCAUCCAGAUGAUUCAACAUUAUUUAAGUCUGGUACAUUUGUGGCAUUAAAACGUCAAUUUUUGGAUAAUGGACAUGUGAAUCCACAACAUUUAUGGAGAGUUGACGGAAAAUCAUUGCUACAAAAAUUUACACGAUGUAAUGAAGAUAAUAUGUAUAAGAGUGUGUCAACUUACACUGGUUGGAGUCCAUCACAUUAUAACAUGUACCGUCAAGUUGAUGUCAAAAUUAUUACAACAGAUAAUGGUGAUAAUGUCAUUCCAAAUAAGUUGUCAACUAUUGAAGUUUUGGUACAAUUAUUAUCAAAUAAUGACAACAAACCGAAUCAAAAUAAUGCUAUAGUCAAGACCGUUAGUUCAGCUUAUAACCACAUAUCAAAACUAAAAGUUGAUGCCAUAAAUUCUAGUUUGUCUACAAACUCUUCGGCUUUUGUUGAUGAGCAGAGUGUGAUGCUACGUGCCAAUUUUGAUGUGUAUAUCCAAUCAUUAGCAUCACAAGCGCUGGACUCAAAUUUUCUAGAAGAGAUUUAUCGUGAAAAUGAUGAAUACUUUUUAAGCAAUCUUCGUGCAAUUGAAACAGUCACGCAAACUUGGAAACAAACUAUAGAUUCUACAGUUUUUAAAGACUUAGCAACAGAUUUGUCCAAUGUAGAAAAUAUAUGCUCAAUUAUUGCAAAGUACCCAAACAUGGAAAUUUGUUCAAUAGAUGGAAAAUCAAAGAACAAUAUUAAUUUGCGUUGCUUAGUAUGUGGCUAUCAGGAAUUUAUGGAGAAACAUCAAAUGGAGUUUGUCGAAAUAUCUCUAUCAGGCAUGGAGUACAAUUCUCGGACAUUAAAAAAUAUUGAUUCUAAUAUAACAUUUUCUAAGAUUGUGCCAGUGAAGCGAUUUCAAUGUUGUUCUAGCACUCAGUGCGCAGACAAGUUAACUAUCUUGCAUAGUCUUGAACACCUUAAAUAUUACAUUUACCAAGAAUGCUGCAAACGUGUCGCUGCUGAAAAUGAAAAUAGCUGUAAUGGUUUAACUCAUGACACAACCACUGUUCUAAAUCGAUUGUUAGCUGAUGAUGAAUGGAUCGAGAAAUUGUUUCAUUUGGUAUGUAAUACAUGGGCACAAGCUAAAAUUUUUAUUUCCAAAAGCCAAUCAAAUUGCAGAGCAGUUUCAUCUUAGUAAUUGCAUUGGUAUAAUGUAUAUUUUAGGUAUACGAUAUUUAAAAAAACCAUAAUGGUAAACUAUUGAAAGAACCAUUGUCAUAUCAUAGUACCAACAGCCUUUGUUAAAUGUUUAGUGCCUUUAUCCAUUUUAUUAUUGCCAUUGUUAAAUUUUGUAUCAUACCCAAAUUAUUUCUAAAAGGUUACCUUUGUACUUUUGACAGUUAAAUAUUUUAUUUUUUUACAACAUUAUACAAUUUGUAUUUGUUAUUUGUUUCCAUAAAUAAAUCAUGUGUUGUCAAGAUUUUAAUAAAUAUAUAUAUAUAUACAUAUAUAAUAUUUUUAAA
Metopolophium dirhodum (rose-grain aphid) is the source of this 4903-nucleotide messenger RNA. RefSeq lists its product as uncharacterized. Lineage: Eukaryota; Metazoa; Arthropoda; Insecta; Hemiptera; Aphididae. The record is from RefSeq and is a predicted model, not a curated record. Gene Ontology annotation, cellular component: nucleus. The transcript has 7 exons. Bases 547 to 4575 code for a protein of 1342 amino acids.